UCUCGCCGAAACAUAUCAAUCACAUUAAAAAAUUAUCGUAAAUCGACUGUGCCGUGGAACAGAGCAUUUUUUUUGUGUGUGUGAUAUAUAAUUUCCAGAGAAGUAAAUUUAAGCAGACGCCACUGAAAUUUCCCGUACAGUUCAAGCAUAGGCGUCGGCAACAGGUCACCACCCGCAUUCGAUCGCACAGCGUGACAGCAACAGCUGACGAAACAACAACAACAGCAACAACAGUUAUAGCAGCAAGUGAAAUAGAGAGUGAAAUAGAAUAACAAAAACAAAAAAGGAAGUUUCCAGACACAAGAAGAGCAAAGAAUUGAAUCAUGUCCGUUGACGAGAACACGCCCAUAUUGCGCAGCUGCAUCAAGCUGCCCUUGGCAACCGACGAACUGCUCGAGGUGACGGCCAAGGCCAAGGAUUAUGCCAUAAUGCAUGGCGCCGCAAUGCGCUCCAAGACGAGCUUUAGUCCGGAUUCCCUCAAUUUUGCACCCUUUGUGCUGGUGCCUUCGGCAUUUCCGCGCAAGGAAUUUGAAAAGGCGAUUGCAUUGCAACCGAUCAUUAAUCGAUUAAUGCAUAAUGUGGCCCAUGAUGAGGAGUUUAUUACCACAACGCUGGCGGAGACAAUAAAAGUGGAUGAAUUUACGGCCAAUUUGUUUAAGAUUUAUCGCAAAGUGUUGGCGCAUGGAUUUACACAGCGCAUUUCAUUGGGCAUGCUGCGCAGUGAUCUGAUGUUGGAAUCUGGUUGUCCGGAGCUGUCGCCAUUGUUGCAUCAUUUGGCGGAUACGACUAAGUCGGCUACAACGGCUCCUGUUCCUGUUCCUGUUGCUGUUCCUGUUCCUGCCUGUGCUCCUGUUCCUGCUGCUGGCGGAGGAGGCGAUGACGAUGAUGUGGACGAGCAGGCGGCAUUGGGAAAGGUGGAGGAGGCGGCAACGGCGUUUAAAGUGGGCGUGGUGCGCACCAUUAGCAAAUCAUCGGCCUAUUGCUGCUGGAAACAAGUCGAGAUCAAUACGAUAGCAUCGGGUUUUGGCCAUUUGGGACCAGCAAGUAAAACCAUACAAAGCUUUGUGCUGAGAGAAUUGGGACAUGCCGAGAAACUGAAGCAUAUGCCCAAGAAUGAUGCUCUCGCGGGAUUGUGUGAUGGCAUGGUCAAGGCCUGGGAUAUUUAUGGCAAACCGGAGUCGGUGAUUCUGUUUAUCAUUGAGGAUAUAUCGUAUAAUAUUUGCGAUCAGCGAUUCCAUGAGUUCUACAUUCGGGAGACCUAUCCGCAUAUCAAGGUCCUGCGUCGCACUCUCACCGAGGUGCAUCGCGAGGGAAAGCUGGGUCAGCGCAAGGAACUGCUGCUGGGCACAACUGAGGUGGCUGUCAUCUAUUUCCGGGCGGGCUAUGAGCCUGGUCAUUAUCCCACCCAGGGUGAGUGGGAUGCGCGUUAUUUGAUGGAAACCUCAUUGGCCAUCAAAUGCCCCUCGAUCCAGUAUCAUUUGGCGGGCACUAAGAAAGUGCAACAGGCAUUGGCACAGCCGGCGGUGCUGGAGCGUUUCAUCAACGAUCCCGAGGAGAUUAAGGCGGUGGGCAAAAUCUUUACCGGCUUGUACUCGCUGGACGACAACGAGGUGGGCAAUGCCAACUAUGAAAUGGCAUUACGUACACCCGAAAGGUUUGUCCUCAAGCCGCAACGCGAGGGAGGCGGCAACAACGUCUACGGCAUGGAUAUACCCGAUGCGCUAAAGCGCAUGACGCGAGUGGAGCGUUCCGCUUGGAUCCUCAUGGAUUUGAUACAUCCGCCCUUGACGCAGGGUUAUAUGGUGCGCCCUGGCAGCGAUAUGCCACCUCAGAUAAUGGACAUGGUGUCGGAGCUGGGUAUCUUUGGUGUGGUCAUCGGCGAUGCGGAUAACAUUGUGCACAAUUAUCAAGCGGGUCACAUGCUGCGCACAAAGCUCUCCACUGCCAACGAGGGCGGAGUUGCUGCCGGUUUGGGAGCCCUGGACAGUCCCUACUUGAUUGACAGCGAAGAUGAGGAUGCCUCCAAUUAAAUGUAUAUUAUAUAAAUCUUAUAAAAUGAAGCAUUCCCUUGCCUUCUCGACUACUUAACGAUUGUAUUAAAUAUAAAAGCAAUUAUUUUUGUAAUACAUGUAGAAUUGUAAUUGAUGCAAUAAAUUUUAAUGUAAAUACUUCAA
This is a messenger RNA of Drosophila innubila, 2174 nucleotides long. RefSeq names its product glutathione synthetase (gene Gss2). Bases 324 to 2030 code for a protein of 568 amino acids. Lineage: Eukaryota; Metazoa; Arthropoda; Insecta; Diptera; Drosophilidae. The record is from RefSeq and is a predicted model, not a curated record. Gene Ontology annotation, biological process: glutathione biosynthetic process. Gene Ontology annotation, molecular function: glutathione binding; glutathione synthase activity; ATP binding. The transcript has 7 exons. Gene Ontology annotation, cellular component: cytosol.